This is a messenger RNA of Poecile atricapillus (Black-capped chickadee), 5623 nucleotides long. RefSeq names its product zinc finger protein 414 (gene ZNF414). Lineage: Eukaryota; Metazoa; Chordata; Aves; Passeriformes; Paridae. The record is from RefSeq and is a predicted model, not a curated record. The coding region runs from base 3394 to 4515 and encodes 373 amino acids. The transcript is spliced from 7 exons.
AACUUGCCCGGCCUCAGCUUUGCCCAGGCUCGGGAGGGAAGCUCCGACAUCCCCAGGUGGCUCCUGAAGGGAAACUGAGGUUUUGCAGAGCUGAUGUAGGCAGGUGGAUGGGCAGGCAGGUAAAGGUGGGCACCGGGCUGGUGUGGGAAUGUGGGGAAGUGGCAGCAGGGCUCGGAGCAAUCGGGGGAACAGUGGGGACCCUCAGGGGGGAGAGGGGCCUGGGCUGAGCUGCCCCGUGGCCACCCAGGGAUGUGACACCGAGGCCGGGCACGAGGCUCCGCGCUGGGUGCCCACCCUGUCACCGGGCUCGGGGUGGGCUCCUCAGGCUCUCCAGGCAGAUUCUGAGCUGGGAAGGAGGGAACCCACCCAGGGAGGGGUAGCACCUGAGGCAGCAGCUUUGCUCCAGCCCGUGCCGGGAUCGGGGCACCCACCUUGCGUUGGACACCUGGAGCAUCCUUCCCCCAGCACCCCCAGCUCUCGGGGGGCUCCCCGCCAUAUCUGAAGGCUUCAGGGCAAUCCAGAGGGUGUGUUUUAGUUCGGGCUGGGGAUGUGAACGCGGGGCUGGUGGCACUGGCAGGAGCUGAGCCGCUGGCACCGCUUCCUCCCCCGCUGCUCGCCGGCUGCGCGAUCACAUGAGCCCCUUGUUCCCAGCCUUUGUCUCAUCUCCUGCGCCGAGGAGCCGCGUCUGGGGGGAGCCUCCUCAUCCUCGGGCCUCAGAGCACGCACAGAGAUGCUCAAAUCGGAUUAUUUGUCCCAUUUAUCCUCCCAGGGUGGGUUGAGAAAAGUCUCGGGAUAUGGAUAAAGCCCCCGGAUGGUUUGAGGGGGUUGAGCUGUGUUAAUUAUUCACUGAAUCAGCAGCAGAGCCUGCUCGGGAUGAGCAGCAGCUGCAAACAUCCUGCCCACCCUCAUGGCUGGCAGCCCCCUGGAAGGAUUUUUGGGGUCCCUGUUUGCCCCACAGGGGUUGGGAUGAGGGAAUUUAGUGUCAGCAGCUUUUUGGGGAGACUGAACCUCCCCAGGAACACCCUGGGGAUAAUGACAGUGACAGUGGUGGCUCCGGGAUCGGGGAUUCCAGGGCAGGUUUGCACUGCUGGUCACAUAUGGGGGAGUCAUAUUUCCAAGGGGGUCCUGUCUCUGGGGGAAUGGUGUCACCAGGGGGGUGACAUUUCUGGGGCAGUCACACCUCUGGUGGCCACGGAGGUCACCGGGCAUGGGGACAGUGGCAGGUCAGCAGCAGCUGGGCCAGGGUGUCACGCUCAGGGCUGCAGAACAGACAGUCCUGCAGGAGGAGAAGUGUUGGCCACCAUCCCAUGGGAGGUGACAAAUGACAGCAAGAUGAUCCAGGUGCCACCUGCUCUCCAAGAACCCUGGGCUGGGCUCGGGCUGAUGCUGCAGUGCUGCCACCGUGUCCUGAGCCAAGUGUCCAUCCCGCCCGCCCCACGGGAUCUGCUCAAGAGGCAUUUUCCCAUUUUCCAGAGAAAAACAAUCAGCUCACGAGGCAUCACUGCAACAGGGAAAUGGAGAGCGGCCUCUGUGAUCCCAGAGGGACGGGAGGGAGGUUCCAACAUCCCAAGGCACUGCUGGGUUUGACCCUGGAGCUCCAGGAGCUCCCUGUGCCCUGCUGCAGUGCUGCUGGGGAAGAAUUUCCUGAUUUCUUGGAAAAACUUCCCUGUGCUGCCCCUGAGCUCCCAGUGCCAUGGCCCUGCUCCCUUUGGGCUCAUCUGGAGCCCACCCAGCUUUGAUCCAGAGAGGCAUUUCCAGCAGGGCAGCAGGAAUUCUGGUUCACUGCAGUCUCCAGGACCGGUGGUUCCAGGAAAGGCUCCGGCAGCUCCGACACUUCAGGGCUGGGCACCAAAACGUGGCAGCGCCACAGGGACACUGCCCAGGGCUGGGCAGGCAGACACAGCCCUGCCUUGACCUUUCAGCAUUGUCUCCCCUAAAAAGAAGCUUCCCGAGACCUUUUUUCCCAUCAAACCGCUCAUUUCUACCUGAUAAACAAAGCUCCAUCAAAGCUGCUGGAAACUUUCUGUGUUUACCCCAUGUCCUGCAGGGAUGCAAAGAUGGAGCACCCCCAACACCCAGAGCUGAAUUUCCCUUCCCGGGCCAUGACCAGCCCCAACCCUGCCCCAAAUUCCCUGUUCUGUGGCCAACCCCCCUCCAUGGUUGGCUGAUUCCAUCCCGAGGUUGCUGAGCUGAGAAAACAACAACAACAAAAAGCCCCACAACCCCCAGACAAAGCCAGGAGCCCGGAGGCAGCCACAGGAAUAAUCCCACAUGGAUUUUUUCCCCCCUCCCUGAUUUAUUUCCCACUGGGCUGCGAUCCCAGUGUGCCGGGUGCUGCAGGAACAGCUGCUGAGCCCGGCUUGGCCAGGCUGAGCCCCUCUGGGUGAGACCCCCAGGAGCCAAAAGCUGGGAAAAUGCCUCUGGAGCAGAUGUUAAUGGGAAGGAUGGGGUGCCCCAGCCAGCAGAGCUGAUCUCCAGGGAGAUUUCCCAAGGAGUUAUUGAGCUCUUGGGGAAACAUUGCCCAGUGCUCACAGCCCCAGCACUGAUAAUAUUGUUGUUAUUACUGUCAUUAUUAUCAAUAACAUCAUUAUCAGCAUUAUUAUAAAUGUUUUUACCCUUUUAUCCUUUUUAUUUUAUCCUUUUGUCCUUAUUUUCAUAAUUGCUUAUUAUUUAUUAGCAUUAUUAUUACUAUUAUUAUCAUAAUUUUCUCUCUCACUCCAACAUUAAGACACUACAGAGAAAUCUCCCAAACUGAGGGGGUUUUCCAGAUGAUUUUCACUGGGAAUUAGAGUUUGGCUUAUCCAUGUGGGAGCCUCUUGCCAAGGCGUGGUGAAGCCAAGGCAAUGUAAUUUUGGGCAGGAGCUGUCCCCACGUGCCCAUCAUCAGCUCCCAGUCACUCAGUGGGACCUGCUGCUCCUCCUGGCUGGAAAAGCCAUUGGAAUUUCGAGGGGAGCCCCCAGUGAGCCCCCCCAGCCCUGGGAGCAGGAGGCUGGAGCAGCUCCAGCAGUCCCUGCUUGGGCUGUGCCUUGGAGGGGAUCCUGCAGUUUGGGGGGAAUUUUUGGCUGCAGUUGCUGUGGGCUGGACACGAGCAGGAUCCUGGCGAUGCCUGGGGGAUGUUUGGGGGCUUUGGGGACCACCCUGGGGUGGGAGAGGCAGGAGGGGCCGGUGGCAGCUCUGGGUUCUGUGAUCUCCUGAGGGCUCGGCCCCGGGCGGGAGCGUCGGUCCCACGACCGCGGGACACCGAGGAGGAAGAGGAAAAAGAGGAAGAGGAGCAGGAGGAGGAUGAGGGAGCCACUCUGGCCCCGGGCUGGGAUCUGACCUCCCUCCCCUGCUCCCGGUGCAGCACCGCCGGGAGGAGCCGCCGUGUCCCUCUGCCCGUGCCCAGCUCCGGCCAUGAAGACGGAGAAGGACGAGGCUGUGGCCACCUUCUCCCUGCGGGGGAAAUUCGGCGCAGAGGGGGCAGGCUGCAGUGACCCAGCCGUGCCCGGUGCCCCGAUGGCGGGGGCGGGGAGCGGGGGGACCCCGGCCCCGGAGCUGCGGCCUCUGAAGCGCAGACCUGUCCCAGGGAAACACUACCAGUGCUCGAGCUACGGCUGCAAACUGGCCUUCCCCAGCAUGCAGGAGCUGAUGGACCACCUGAAGGUCCACUACAGACCCACGCAGUCCCUCGAGGGCAAAACCUUCCACUGCCCCACCCUGGGCUGCACCGAGACCUUCCCCAGCAUGCAGGACCUCAUGGCCCACAUGAAGGUGCACUACAAACCAAACCGCUACUUCAAGUGUGAGAACUGCCUGCUGCGCUUCCGCACGCACCGCUCCCUCUUCAAGCACCUGCACGUCUGCUCCGACAGCUCCAGCGGCCCCGCGCCGCCCCCCAAGCCCGACAAGCCCGUCCUGCCGCCCGCUACCUCUGCCCCGGAGAAGGAGCCCCCGGCCAAGCCCCCCGAGGGGCUGCCCAAGCUGCCGAGCGCUCUGCGGCCCCUGGAGAAGGAAGGCUCGGCGGGCGCGGACCCCGGCCCGGCGGCGCUGCCCGAGCUGCCCGGCUCGCUGGUGCCGCCGGCCCCGCACCCAUUCCCGCUGCUGGAGCCCGGCCUGUUCGGGCCCUCGUCCUUGACUCGGUUCUCGGGGCCACCCCCGUCCUCGGUGCCGGGGCCGUUCCUGUCCUACGUGUCCCCCUCGCCCUACGGGCUGGCGCAGCCCCCGGCUCAGCACCGCCUGCGGCCCUUCCUGCCGGGCCACGGCCCCCCCAGCGUCUCCAACGCCGUCUGGAAGAAAAGCCAAGGGCACUCCUCCAACAGCCGCAUCGUCUGGGAGCACACGCGGGGCCGCUACAGCUGCACGCAGUGCCCCUUCUCCACCGCCUCCCGCGAGGAGAUGACCCUGCACAUCGAGGACCACCGCAAGAACCCCCCGCCCGGGCGCCUGGAGGCCGAGAUGGAUUUCGGGGUGGGUCUCGCCCCGUUCCACGCCAAGCUGCCGCCGGAGAUGGAGAACUCCCUGUACUCCCAGCUUUGAUGCCCUCGGCUCCCACGGGACUCUCCAGAGCCGGGCAGGGGGCACCGCGCAGCCCCUGCCACUGUGCUGGGACAGGCACCCCUCCCUGGGGACAGGAGCACCCCCAGCCCAGCCCGGGGUGCCAGAGGGGCGGAUGUUUCCCCUGGAAUUUCUCCCUUUUUGUUUUCGGGAACUCUCCAGCACCCGGAGCCCGUGUAUCUCCCUCCCCUAAAGGUUUUGUUGCUUCAGCCCCGGGGGCUCUGCAGGGAGCCCGGUAGGUUCUCAGGAGUUAGUGGACUUCUCUGGAAUGAGAUCUCGGAAUAAUAAAUGGGAAUUGUACAGGAGCGGCCGGGAGAGGCUCUGUCAGUCCCCGUGGGGGCCGGGGGAGCGGGGCUGGCGCUGAGGAGCCCCCCCAGAACCGAAGGAGGGGGACGAGGGGACACAGGGGGUGUGACCCUGCGCUCCGGGGCUGGCCCUGCCCGGGGCUGCCGUGGGGAGCAGGAAAGGGAAGUGUCUGGGAAAGGGGAAAGGGAAGUGUUGGAGAAAGGGGAAGGUCUGAGGAAGGGGAGGGGACGCUCCCUGCUCCCCCUGCCAGCACAUCCCAGAGCACGCAGGGCUCCUGAGCAGCAGGGCUGGAGCUCUGGCAGCUGCACCCCAGCAAGCAGCCCGGGGUGGGACCCCAGCCCCGGCCAGCCUCGGUGCCAGGAGGAGGGCACGGAAUGGCACAGAAGAGCCACUGGGAGGGGCAGGGGCCCAGGUGCACCCCCUGCACCCCCCCUGGGAGCACCCUGGGGCUCCCCCAGUCCCGCUCUGCCGGUCCCAGCCCAGCGGGGUGAAAAGUUUGCUGCGAACUGGUUUGAGGGGAGGCGUGCUGGGACCUGCUGGUGCCCACGCCAGCCCCGGCUGGGAGCGAGGGAUGGGAGCGAUGGAAGAGGCGGCACCCCCUGCUCUGCCUGCUGCCAGCACCGGGAGGGGACACAAACACCGGCACGGGGCUCAGAAAGGGCCAAGGGCCACCUGGGCUGGGGGGGCAUCCCUUCCUCCCACUGCCAUCCCUUCCUCCUCCUCCUGCCAUCCCUUCCUUCCUCCACCUGCCAUCCUUUCCUUCCUCCUCCUGCCAUCCCUUCCU